Peromyscus californicus insignis is the source of this 2313-nucleotide messenger RNA. It is a transcript of the gene Best3, whose product is annotated as bestrophin 3. The transcript has 9 exons. NCBI's taxonomy places the organism in Eukaryota, Metazoa, Chordata, Mammalia, Rodentia, Cricetidae. Bases 1 to 2013 code for a protein of 670 amino acids. The record is from RefSeq and is a predicted model, not a curated record. Gene Ontology annotation, molecular function: chloride channel activity.
AUGACUGUCACUUACUCCAGUAAAGUAGCAAAUGCAACUUUUUUUGGAUUUCAUAGGUUGCUCCUCAAGUGGAGAGGCAGCAUCUACAAGCUACUGUACAGGGAAUUUAUUGUUUUUGCUGUCCUUUACACAGCAAUCAGUCUGGUGUACAGAUUGUUACUUACAGGAGCCCAAAAACGUUACUUUGAAAAAUUAUCAAUUUACUGUGACAGAUAUGCUGAGCAAAUUCCAGUAACCUUUGUGCUUGGGUUCUAUGUCACUCUGGUGGUGAACCGAUGGUGGAACCAGUUUGUGAAUCUGCCUUGGCCGGACAGGCUCAUGUUCCUCAUCUCCAGCAGUGUCCACGGGAGCGACCAGCACGGGCGCCUGCUCAGAAGGACGCUGAUGCGCUAUGUCAACCUCACGUCCCUGCUCAUCUUCCGCUCCGUGAGCACGGCGGUGUACAAAAGGUUUCCGACCAUGGACCACGUGGUCGAAGCAGGUUUUAUGACGACAGAUGAAAGGAAAUUAUUUGACCACCUCAAAUCGCCGCAUCUGAAAUACUGGGUUCCGUUCGUUUGGUUUGGAAAUCUUGCCACGAAAGCCCGGAAUGAAGGUAGAAUCAGGGACAGCGUCGACCUACAAUCAUUGAUGACCGAGAUGAAUCGGUACCGCUCUUGGUGCAGCCUCCUGUUUGGCUAUGACUGGGUUGGCAUUCCACUGGUUUACACACAGGUUGUCACUCUUGCCGUCUACACAUUCUUCUUCGCAUGCCUGAUUGGAAGGCAGUUCCUGGAUCCCACCAAAGGCUACGCGGGGCAUGACUUAGAUCUGUACAUUCCAAUCUUCACUCUCCUCCAGUUCUUCUUCUACGCAGGAUGGCUCAAGGUUGCCGAGCAGCUGAUCAACCCUUUUGGAGAAGACGAUGACGAUUUUGAAACAAACUGGUGCAUCGACAGAAACCUGCAGGUCUCUCUUUUAGCUGUGGAUGAAAUGCACAUGAGCUUACCCAAGAUGAAGAAGGACAUUUACUGGGAUGAUUCUGCCGCGCGGCCACCGUACACCCUGGCAGCUGCUGACUACUGCAUACCCUCGUUUCUGGGCUCAACGAUCCAAAUGGGGCUGUCCGGGUCCGAGUUCCCCGCGGAGGACUGGCUGUGGAACUAUGAGAAGCAGGGCCACCGGCACUCGGUGAUGAGGAGGGUCAAGCGCUUCCUGAGUACCCACGAGCACCCCGGCAGCCCCAGGAGGAGGACUUUCGGCAGGCAGGCCAGCGACAGCUCCAUGUUCUUCCCCCCGAGCCCAGCUCGGGAUCUGCUGGAUGUGCCCUCCAGAAAUCCCCAGCGAGCCUCACCCACCCGGAAGCAACCCCAAUCCCGAGAGGGCAGCCCUAAGCUGCAUUCCAGCAUGGGAGAACUGUCCACCAUCAGGGAGACCAGCCGCACCAGCACUUUGCAGAGCCUGACCCCGCAGUCCAGUGUGAGGGCCUCCCCUACCAAAAUGCCCCAGGUCCCUGAGGUCCUGAUCACAGCGGCUGAAGCCCCCGGGUCCUCGUCAGACAGCCAUCACCAAGACUCUGCUACCUCCAUCUUGAGCCUCGAGUUCACUGGGGUACAGCCAAGCAGGACUAAACGGCAGGUAGACCCCUCAGGGAAGGCGACACCACCUGGGGACCCCAAUCCCCAGACUGUUUCAACCAGUACCGAAAGAGACUUGUUCAAGUUUGAGGAAGAUCUGGAUGAUGACAGAUUCCCACAAAGGUGGAGCCUUCCAGAGUUACGGGACUCCAGGCACACCUCCCUGGGAAACUUAGGUCCAGAUCCUAUGACCCCCAGGCCUGCCCUCUUACUUGACACAGAAACAUCCUCAGAGACCAGCGUAACCCAUCCUGGGGCUGGUUCUAGGGUCUCUCCUGACGUCCUGUUCUUAAUGGAAAACUUGGACACUAAAGAAACAGACAUCCUGGAGUUUAACAGUGAGCACCCUGAAGAAUCCCCUAAGGGAACGCCACAGCGCCCUAGGACCUGGUUCUAGCUCACCAGCCUGGGGACACCCCUCCAGGAGCUGGCCAGUGUUUAGAAACAUGAUCCUACUAUACAAGCUACUUAGAACUCUGAAGGGCAUUAUGAUCCUGCAAACUUCAAACACAACCACAUCGUCUGUCUAGCGCAAAGGGGCUUUCACGGAAGUUGUAUGGCCCAAAAUGAAUUCUCAUAACCAAAUAAGGGAUCCCAUAUAAAUGUACAUGGCUUAUACAUCCAUACAUGAUUAGCUUUGGAAAGGACCACACAGAUCAUAGCCCAAUCCCCUAGAAGCAAAGGCCCAGACACAAAG